Dama dama (fallow deer) is the source of this 2196-nucleotide messenger RNA. RefSeq names its product ephrin A3 (gene EFNA3). Lineage: Eukaryota; Metazoa; Chordata; Mammalia; Artiodactyla; Cervidae. Gene Ontology annotation, biological process: ephrin receptor signaling pathway; axon guidance. The record is from RefSeq and is a predicted model, not a curated record. The coding region runs from base 13 to 729 and encodes 238 amino acids. Gene Ontology annotation, cellular component: plasma membrane. The transcript is spliced from 5 exons. Gene Ontology annotation, molecular function: ephrin receptor binding.
GCGGCUCCGGGGAUGGCGGCGGCUCCGCUGCUGCUGCUGCUGCUGCUCGUGCCCGUGCCGCUGCUGCCGCUGCUGGCCCAGGGGCCCGGGGGGGCGCUGGGAAACCGGCAUGCGGUGUACUGGAACAGCUCCAACCAGCACCUGCGGCGAGAGGGCUACACGGUGCAGGUGAACGUGAACGAUUAUCUGGAUAUUUACUGCCCGCACUACAACAGCUCAGGGGUGGGCCCCGGGGCGGGGCCAGGGCCCGGAGGCGGGGCGGAGCAGUACGUGCUGUAUAUGGUGAGCCGGGACGGCUACCGCACCUGCAACGCCAGCCAAGGCUCCAAGCGCUGGGAGUGCAACCGACCGCACGCCCCCCACAGCCCCAUCAAGUUCUCGGAGAAGUUCCAGCGCUACAGCGCCUUCUCUCUGGGCUACGAGUUCCACGCCGGCCACGAGUACUACUACAUCUCCACGCCUACCCACAACCUGCACUGGAAGUGUCUGAGGAUGAAGGUGUUCGUCUGCUGCGCCUCCACAUCGCACUCCGGGGAGAAGCCGGUCCCCACUCUCCCCCAGUUCACCAUGGGCCCCAAUGUGAAGAUCAACGUGCUGGAAGACUUUGAGGGAGAGAACCCCCAGGUGCCCAAGCUUGAGAAGAGCAUCAGCGGUACCAGCCCCAAGCGGGAACAUCUGCCCCUGGCGGUGGGCAUCGCCUUCUUCCUGAUGACACUCUUGGCCUCCUAGCUCUGCCCCCUCCCUUGGAGGGGAGAGAUGGGACGGGGCUGGGACAGAGCAGGGAGCCUUUGGCCUCUCCAGGGAAGCCUAGCCGUGGGGCCUAGACCCCUCCUCCGAUGGCUGGAAGUGGGGUCUGCACCAUACAUCUGUGCUCACCCCUUCUGUCCCCUCCCCACCAAGUAGGGCACUGUAGUGGGCCAGGCACAGGCACAGCCAUGGGUCCCAAGUGGCCUUGUGGCUCUGGUAAUGUUUGGUACCAAACCCGGGAGCUGUGAAGGGCAGUGCUCAGGACUCCCUGCCCCCUGGUACCUUUCUGUGACCCCUGGUGCCCUCCCCUUUGUCCCCCCCACCCCCACCAAGAGGCAAAUGUGCCCCAGAGAGAGCAAAUCGAAGUGUGGGAGACACCCCCAGUCACUCUCUUCCAGGGCCAGAACACCGGGAGGGGACUAGAUGGGUGAGAGGGUGGCUCCGCCGGCUGCCCCUCCCCUGUUUACAGCAAUAAGCACGUCCUCCUCCCACUCCCACUCCCAGGACUGUGGUUUGGAUUGAAUCCAAGUUUACAAGCAGACACCGCUGUGGGGGCCGCCGACAGUGGACAAGGGUGACAAGGGGUGGGCAUUGGGGUGCCAGGCAGGCAUGUACAGACUCUAUAUCUCUAUAUAUAAUGUACAGACGGACAGAAUCCCUCCCCCUCCUUAACCCCCUGACCUUCCUUGACUUCCCCCUCCAGCUUCAGACCCCUUCCCCACCAGGCUAGGCCCCCCCCCAUGGGGGACCCCCUGGCCCCUCUUUUGUCUUCUGUGAAGACAGGACCUAUGCAACGCACAGACACUUUUGGAGACCAUGAGACAACAAUGCCCCCUCCCCUCCAGCCCUGAGCCAGGACCCAGCUCCCAGGACCUUGCCCUGCCCAUCCUCUGUGGUCCCCACCCAUCCUCCUGGGCCUUUUUCAAGUGCUUUGGCUGUGACUUUCAUACUCUGCUCUUAGUCUAAAAAAAAUAAACUGGAGAUAAAAAUAACUGAGUGUGUGUGAUUUCCAGGGGCCAUCACUCUUCUGUACACUGGUUAAAUAAACCCCACAGGUCAUAAGGCCUGGGGAGGAGACAGGACUCUAGGGCCAAAAGGUCAACUGAACAUCUUGUUCUGUAGCUCAUCUCCCCUAAGGAGACACCUCUGUGUGGAGGAGCAAUAAAGGCUUCUGAGCAGGGCCUGGAUGACUUUGGGCAACACGCUCAACCUCUCUGAGCUGCAAGUAUCUCAUCAGAAAAUCUAGGUUAUAAUACAUCUCUCCCAGGAUUGGUGUAAAGAUUAAAUGGUGGAGGGAAUAUAAGGCUCAAUGAUGAUGGUUUUCUCCUUUCCUUCCCAUUCUAUUCUGUAACCAGAAGUUCUUGACUGGGGUCUAUGGAUUUCAGGGGGUUGUGAAACUAGAUAGGAAAAAAUUAUAUCUUUACUUUCACUCACCUGUAACUGGAAUUU